CUUCCGACCCUAACAUCUAUGAAUCUUAAAGGGACUUUAUGAAAGUCAUUUAGGGACUGAAAUAUGUAAGGGAAUAGGCUGAGAUAUUUUAUACUUGCCUCAAAUAAACAAUGACAUUGAGGAAGCUGUUGCAUAAUGCCAAAAAUACAGGCCAAGUCGAGCAAAACAGCUCAUGUUAGUGGCACAGGAAAAAUCAGGCUGACAGUGGGGGGGGGGAAACUAUAAACUUUUAAUGAAAUACUGUAUACAUUUCUUGAAAUAGCUUCGUUUAAAAAAAAAAAAAAAAAAAAAAAAAAAGCCAGCAUAUCAAAUGCAUUUGCACUAGAUAUGGUAUACCUGACAAACUGAUGUCUGACGAUGGACCACAAUCAAGUAGAUUUCAUAGACAUUAGGCCUGGAAGGAACCUGGGAAGAUCAUUGAGUCCAGCCCCCCUGCCCCAGGGGCAGAAAGUCGGCAGGGAGCGUAGGAUCCCAGAAAGAUAAACAUCCAAAUGUCUCUUGAAGGCACUCAAAGUAGGUGCUUGAACCACCUCUGGCAGCAGUCUAUUCCAAACCUUGGGGGCUCGGCUAGUAAAGAAGUUCUUCCUUAUGUCCAGCCUGAAAUGGUCAUGGAGGAGUUUGUGACUGUUCGACCUUAUCAACCUUUGGGGCACUCUGGUGAACAGACAUUCCCUCAGAUCCUGGUGAGCACCCCAUAUAAACUUCUUGGCAGCCAUCAAAUCGCCUCUGAGCCUGCACUCUUCCACACUAAAGUCCCAUGGCUCUCAGCCUUUCUUCAUAAGGUCUGUUUCCCUGACCUCUGAUCAUGCACAUGGCUCUCCUCUGCACCUUCUCAAGCUUCUACACAUCCUUUUUGAAUUGUGGAGACCAAAACUGGACUCAGUACUCCAGCUGGAGCCUCACCAAAGUCAAGUACAAUGGGAGAAUGAUGUCCUGGGAUUUGCUUGAGAAGCAUCUAUGGAUGUAAGCCAGUGUUUUGCUCACUUUACUAGCUGCAGCAUCACAUUGCAGGCUCAUGUUCAUCUUGUGGUAUAUCGCAACCCCCAAGUCCCUUUCACCCAGAGUGCUUGCCAGCGUAGCACUGCCAAGCCUAUAAGCAUGCUGCGGGCUUUUCCUCCCAAGGUGGAGAACCUUGCAUUUUUCGGUGUUAAACACCUUCAGGUUCUCAUCCACCCAUUUCCUGAGCCUGUCAAGGUCAGCCUGGAUCACCCUCAGUCCUCAGGGUGCUUUACCCCAGAGUUUGGUGUCAUCAGCGAACUUGGCCAGUCUGCUUCUGGCCAAGUCCACAUUAUUAAUAAAGCUGUUGAAUAGUGUAGGCCCAAGGACAGAGCCUUGAGGGACCCCACUGAACACAGGGCACUAUGACGAUUGACUUCUGACAACCACCACCCUCUGGGUCUGACCACAGAGCCAAUUCCCUAGCCAGAAGAUCAUGGUGAGGCCAAGGCCACAGUUCACCAGCUUUGCCAAGAGGUGAUCAUGGGAUACCAGAUCGAAGGCCUUUUUUUAAGUCAAUCAAUCUCUUCUCCCUUGUCCAGGUGAUAGGUCACCUGGUCGUAAAAGGAAAUAAGAUUAGUUAAGCAAGACCUACCCGCAACAAACCCGUGUUGGCUAUCCCUCAGGAUGUUGCCAUCGGCCAGUCUGUUAAGAAUGACCUCUUUGAUAAUCUUUUCUAAGACCUUCCCCAGGAUAGAGGUCAGGCUGAUGAGCCUAUAGUUUGCUGGAUCCACUUUCCUCCCUUUCUUGAAGAUAGGUACCACAUUGGCUUUCUUCCAAUCUUCGGCUACUUCACCAGAGCGCCAGGAGUUCUCGAAGAUCUGUGCCAGGGGUUGAGCUAUGAUGCUAGCAAGCUCCUUGAGUACCCUGGGGUGUAGACUGUCAGGGCUGGCUGAUUUGAAGGUGUCCAGCCUCUCAAGGUGUUCCUUCAUGAAGUCAGCACUGAUGAAGGGUAAGGAAUCUCCCUCACCCGGGCCUCCUUGUCCCAUAGUGGGCAGGGGCGUCCCAUGGGACUGGUGAAAAACCAACACAAAGUACCCAUUUAGCAAGUUGGCUUUUUCCUGGGUGUCGGUUGUCAAUUGUCUCAUCAGGUUUAGCAGUGGUCCAAUGUUGCCCUUGCUUUCCCUCCGGCUCCCCACAUACCUAAAAAUGGACUUUUUAUUGUUCUGGUUUGUUCCCUGCAGGUCCGGACCAGUGCAGAGUAUUCCUCCUUUUGAGACAUGUCAUAGGGCAGAACAUACAGCAGCAAUCAUGGGAUUCCUCCUCACCUUGUCUGUUUCUGCUGCCUUUUAUUUGCUGGCAAUUCCUGGAGAUUUGUGUAUGAAUAUCAUUGGAGGACAAGAUGUGAUUCCACAUUCAAAACCAUUUAUGGCCCUAAUUAGGAGUAGGAAAGAAUACUGUGGAGGAUCUUUGAUUAAAAAAAAUUGGGUGUUAACUGCAGCCCAUUGUCAGAUCAAAGGAGCUAAAGUUAUUCUUGGAGCUCAUUCAAUAUCAAAGAGUGAAAAAGAAAAGCAGCUUUUUAAGAUUGCAAAAAGAAUUCCCUAUCCAUGCUUUGAUGGUGCAAAUAAAGAAAAUGACCUAAUGCUUCUGCAGCUUAAAGGACGAGUAAAAAUUAAUAAAGCUGUGAAAACAACUAACCUACCUAACACAGGCACUGAUAUCAAAGCAGGAACAAGGUGCCAAGUAAUAGGAUGGGGAACCACAAAUAAUGGAAUUAACAAGCCGUCUGAUACCCUGAAGGAGGUUAACGUCACAGUCAUUGACAGAAACACUUGCAAUGACAAGAAACAUUACAAUUUGCAACCUGCAAUCACAAAAAACAUGGUGUGUGCUGGGGAUGUGAAAGGAGGAAAGGACUCUUGUUCUGGGGAUUCUGGAGGUCCUCUGAUAUGCAAUGGUGAAUUGAAAGGCAUCACAUCCUUUGGCAAGAAUGGACAGUGUGGUGUUGUCCAAUACCCUGGCGUCUACACUCUUCUUACCACCUCCUAUAUUAACUGGAUAAAGAAAACAAUAGGGGGGGACUUGGAGGAUGACUUUUUUGCUGACUGAUUUUUUUGAUUUUUUUUUUUCUCUUUCUCUGCCUCUGCCAUUCAGUUAUGUGUAGCAAAUUUUUAACCAUGUUUGAAAGAUGCAAUCAUUAGGAAGUGGUAUUUCCACACUAAGCCUCUCUGGCUACUAUGUUUCCUAUCAGAAUUCAAUUUCAUAUGUCUUUAUUCUGCACAGGCAUGACCUUACCCUGAGCCCAAAACAAGUACAAUACAGUGUUCUGCAAUCACAGGAUGUAUGGCCUGUGGUCUUAGUAACUCAGUCAUGGCUCAAGAAAGGAUGAUUCCUCCACUUCUACAAACCAAAUUUACCUUGAGGUUCCUAUGGGUAUGAAGGGUUUCUGUAUUAAGGACCCAGUCCAACUCCCAUUAAUCCAGAUUACAUGGCAUUGGAAGCUAAUUGCAGAUUGCAGUCAACUGUACCUUCCUGUAUCUUGAUUUUUGUAAAAACCCCUUGCAUUUUUGGAGACACAGGGAAUGACCCCAGAAAACCUGAAAAAUUGCUGGCUUCUCUUCUUUCCCUGCUGGCUCCUCUUCUCAUGAUUCUCUCCCUAAAAUCCAUAUGAGGAGGCUAUUUGGUCAGCAGCCUCCAGAUACGUAGUUUCAAAGAUUUUUGCUGGACAAUGUAAUAGACCAAAGGGUCUAAUAAGUUUAUAGUUCCUUUCUUUGAUAGAUUCAGCAUUUCAAACAUAUGAUUGUAUUAAUGUAUUUUGCAUUUAAAAAAAAAAAGCAAUAAAGUUUAUGG
Alligator mississippiensis (American alligator) is the source of this 3786-nucleotide messenger RNA. It is a transcript of the gene GZMA, whose product is annotated as granzyme A. Gene Ontology annotation, molecular function: serine-type endopeptidase activity. The record is from RefSeq and is a predicted model, not a curated record. The coding region runs from base 2104 to 3045 and encodes 313 amino acids. Gene Ontology annotation, biological process: proteolysis. NCBI's taxonomy places the organism in Eukaryota, Metazoa, Chordata, Crocodylia, Alligatoridae. The transcript is spliced from 6 exons.